CCGCAGCCGCAGUGCCUGCCUGUCACCAGGACAGGGGAGCAUGGGAAAGGCCUUGCACAGCCAGGGCUGGAAGGCUCGGGCUUCAUUCAUCCCUGUCACUGAUGGCACCAAGGGAGAGAGUCUGGUUUGUCUUUCAGAUCUCAGUUUGUGUUCCAGGACAAAUACAAUCAGGAAAAUAUUGUGGUUCGCUUCUGCUUUGAUCGCACCUAAUCAGAGAGGUGAUGGUGGUAGCUGUGCCAGGUGCUCUGAGAAGGAACUGAUGCUGUAAACCACGCUGGCCUUCAAGAGCGUGCAGACAGAUCUGCAUCUUGGAGAAUCAUUUCCCUGGACUGGCAUGGACUUUCAACAAAACGAAUUGAACCAUCGUGCUAAUGAACGUGCAGCUCAGUUUUGGGAAUGUAAAUCAGCUGGCAAAACACCUGCCAAAUCAAGUGUCUUAUCCUAACGUAAUGGGUGACUAAAUACACAUUCCUGUGCUGGAGAUUUAAAUAAUCCUUCAGAGCACCGUGAGAGUACCAGAGGCUUGGCAGACAGAGGAAAACCUACGAAAGAGGAUGAACAAGCUGCAGAGACUGCUUCAGAACAAGAUCCUGAUCCUGACAAUAUGUGCUGCUGGGAUUGGAGGCACCUUCCAGUACGGUUACAACAUCUCCAUCAUCAACGCCCCAGCCUCAUACAUCCAGGGGUUCAUGAACACGACGUGGCUGGAGCGCAUGGGCGCUCCCCUGGACAGCAACAUGGUGCUGCUGCUCUGGUCCUUCACUGUCUCUGCCUACCCUCUGGGAGGCCUCACUGGGGCCGUGGCUGCCGGGCCCAUGGCCAUCAUGCUGGGCAGGAAGAUGUCCCUGCUGCUCAACAAUGGCUUUGUGAUCAUCGCUGCAGCCUUGUCUGGGUGCAGCAGAAUGGCCAAAUCCUUUGAAAUGAUUAUGCUCAGCAGAUUUUUUACUGGCGUGAAUGCAGGUGUGAGCAUGAACAUUCAGCCCAUGUACCUGGCAGAGAGCGCCCCAAAGAAGCUCCGAGGAGCUGUGGCCUUGACCUCUGCAUCGUUUACAGCCCUGGGGCUGGUGCUGGGGCAGGUUGUUGGACUCAGGGAGCUCCUAGGAGGGGAGGAGAGCUGGCCAUUCCUUUUAGCAAGCAAUGUGGUUCCUGCCCUGAUCCAGCUCACAGCUCUGCCUUGGUUCCCUGAAAGUCCCAGAUAUCUCUUGAUUGACCGUGGAGACAAAGAAUCCUGCAUCUCUGCGCUGCAGAAGCUCAGAGGCACCAGUGACCUGAGUGCAGAGCUGGAAGAGAUGCUGGCAGAGCAGGCUGCUGUGAAAGGCCAGAGAGCAAAGAACCCGUGGGAGCUGUUCCAGAACCCAGGCCUGCGGUGGCAGCUGGUGAGCAUCGUGGUGCUGAGCAGCGCCAUGCAGCUCUGCGGCAACGACUCGAUGUAUUUUUAUGCAGCUUAUGUGUUCCAAGAGGCUGGAAUUCCUGAGGACAAAAUCCCCUAUGUUGUAAUCGGCACGGGAAGCUGUGAGCUGAUCACGUCUGUCACUUGUAACAUGAUUAUAGACUAUGCUGGUCGGAGGCCGCUGCUGCUGGGGGGAUACAUCUUCAUGGCAGGAUGGGCCAUUGUCUUCAUGGUCGCUCUGAGCCAGCAGACUCAGAUUAGCUGGAUGCCUUAUCUCAGCAUGGCCUGCAUUUUCGCCUAUAUCCUGAGCUUUGGAAUCGGACCAGCUGGUGUAACAGGAGUUCUGCCCACAGAGGUUUUUGAUCAAAUGUCCCGACCAGCUGCUUACAUGAUCUGUGGCUCCCUGCUCUGGUUCAACCUGUUUCUGGUGGGAACAGCCUUUCCGUUCAUCGUGAAAAGUCUAGCACAUUUCUGCUACAUCCCAUUCCUUGUGGUCUGUGUCUGCACUGCCCUCUACGUUUGGUUUUUCCUUCCUGAGACAAAGGGAAAAUCCUUCCUGGAAAUCUCGGAGGAGUUCAGGAAACGGAACUUCAAAACUAAGACCCGUGGAGGUUUCUAUAAAGGCCCUGAGGAGAUCAAAACCACCACCUUGUAUCGUAUGUUAGCCAAUGGCCAAAGCACUGAAGUGUGUAACUGGGUUCUGGGAGGCAUCUGUGAGCUUUGCCUCCACUCAGCAUUCUCACUGUCCUGUGCUUCAGCAGCUGUGCUUUCCUACUGCUCCUUGGAGGAGGCAGGUGUGUCCAUUGCUCAGAUUGUUGGAGCUCCCAAGGACAGUACAGCACAUUUGGAGGCAUGUCUGGAUAGCUGGACCUGUUUGUUUGCUGGUUUUGUUUCCUGCAAGAAAAUGAGCUACAACCUUUUUCUCCUGGCUUUUGUCCUGGGCAUGACUGGAACCUUCCACUAUGGAUUGCAGGUCUCCAUUAUCAAUUCUCCUGCUGAGUACAUCCAAAGUUUCAUCCAUGAGACCUGGCUGAAGAGAUAUGGCUCCUCUCCCAGUGCAGAGAUGAUCACUUUGAUGUGGUCCCUUAUUGUGUCCAUCUACAGCAUCGGCGGGCUCCUGGGCUCCUCCUCUGCUGGGUACUUGUGUGUUCGAUUUGGAAGGAAGAAGGCCAUGCUGCUUUCCAACAUCCCUGCUCUGCUGGGUGCAGCUCUGAUGGGAUUCAGCCGGCUGUGUGGAUCUUUUGAGAUGAUCAUUGCUGGAAGGUUAUUUUCUGGAGUCUGUGGAGGUUUAACUCAGAAUGUCCAUAUCAUGUACGCUGGGGAAUGUGCCCCACGGAGGCUCCGUGGGCUGAUUGCCAUAACAGCUUCUACCUUCUCCGCUCUUGGAAAAUUUGUAGGAUUUGCUCUGGGUCUCAGAGAAGUUCUUGGAGUGGAGGCUCUCUGGCCCAUUCUGCUGGCAGCCAAUGCAGUCCCUGUCCUUGUUCAGCUUCUCACCCUCCCCUUCUUCCCAGACUCUCCCCGCUACCUGCUCAUUGACCAGAAGGACAAGGAGGGAUGCAUCAAAGCUGUGAAGCAGCUCUGGGGGGACGGGGACCAUCUGGCUGAAAUCAAUGACAUGAUGUCAGAGCAGAGGGCCAUCGGUGGCGAGAAGGCGAAGAGCGUUUGGGCCCUGCUGCGGGACAGAGCCGUGCGCUGGCAGCUCAUCACCCUGCUCCUCGUGGUCUCCUGCAUCCAGCUCCUCGGGGCCAAUGUGGUUUACUCUUAUGCAUACAGUAUCUUUACAAAGGCUGGAAUCCCCCCUGCUCAAACCCAUUAUGUCUCCCUGGGGAUUGGGACCACUGAGAUCCUCUCCACAGUUCUGUGUGGCUUCCUCAUCGAGCGUGCAGGGAGGAAGACACUGCUGUGGAAAAACUACACCGUGAUGGCCUUGGCUCUAGGGCUCCUCACAGUCACACUGUCCCUGCAGGACUCCUUUUUCUGGGUACCAUACUGCUCUGUUGCACUUGUCUUUAUUUUCAUCAUGAGCUUUGGCAUUGGGCCAGGUGGAGUAGUAUGCCCCUUGAUCACAGAAAUAUUCAUUCAGUCAUACAGACCAGCUGCUUAUGUUUUUAAUGGUGUUAUAAACUGGAUCCAACUCUUCAUCCUUGGGCUGGUGUUCCCUUUCAUUGUGGAAGGUCUUGGUAAUUUCUGCUUCAUCAUUUUCCUGACAUACUGUGUGUCCAUGGCUAUUUUUGUACUCCUGGUGCUGCCAGAGACCAAAGGAAAGACCAUGCUGCAGGUCAAGGAGGAGUUCAACCGCCUGAACUACCGUGGAAAGAAGGGGCAGGCAGCCCUGCAGCAGAGUAACUGCUCAAUGGUGACUGUUACUAGGCUGUAAGAACAAACCCUCCACUUCAUAGUUUGCUCUUUUAUUGCUGUAGUGCCCAGAAGUUUCACUAAGCAAGAGAGAAUCUAUAGAUCCACCAAAAAAAUCACCUUCAGUGCAGGGUGCAGCAUGAACUUGGUGGUUCUCUCCAGCUCCUGAAAUACCAGCUGAAUUAAUUCCUCUGCAGAAAAAAAUUAAACACAGUUUGUAGAGAAAAUAAGAUCUUUGUCAGUCCCUCCAAGCUCGCAGUUAUAAACUGAAAACACAGGAUCUGCUGUUUUCUUGGCAAAACCAGGACUUCACAGUUGGCAGAAGUGAUUCUAGAAGGCCUAGAGGUACAGCAAACUUGCAAAGAAGACGGAGCUUUGACACCGAAAUUAUCUGCUCCUAUCAACAAGUCCGUGCCAAUGAGCUUUCCCAGAGAAGAAGCUUCAGUUCACAGGAACAGAAGUGUUUAGCUCUUUAAUCCAGUGAAAGAAGAGUGCCUUGCCUAGCAGCAGGCAGAAUCAAUGUGCAGUGUUCCCCCACGUUUACAAUCUGGGAAAGUCAGGGAUAUGUCAGCACUGAAAGAAAGCAAUGAGCAAAGAAAGAGCAGCAGGAAAUCAUGAAUGGGCAAAUCCAGAGUGCAGAUUCUCCUUCAUUGGCAAUGACUGUGCAGUGUCUCUUCAGCCUGGAGAACACUGGGAUUCAGUGGGAUUGAGCCCUGAGAGUGACUGGUACUGGCGAGACAGAGAAGAGGGAGUUUAAUCCAGAUGUGUGACUGUUUGUUCUCUGUUGUGAUGCACUGAAUAGUUAUUUGGAUGCUGCACUGGGUGUUGUGUUACAUGAAUGUUUCCCCUUUCCCUCAGGUGGUUUGUUCCCUUGGUAAGGUGGUCUGUCCCUUGUAGCCUCUCCCUUUGCCCCUCCUCACUGGUGUCCCCUUGGCUGUGGCCUUCCGUCCCCGCCUCCCAUUCCGUGGGUAUAAAUGUCCCUUGGGAUUGGAAUUCGGUCUCUUUUUUCACCUGGAUGGUCUCAG
Messenger RNA from Motacilla alba alba, 4770 nucleotides. RefSeq lists its product as uncharacterized. Gene Ontology annotation, biological process: monosaccharide transmembrane transport. Bases 555 to 3767 code for a protein of 1070 amino acids. Lineage: Eukaryota; Metazoa; Chordata; Aves; Passeriformes; Motacillidae. The record is from RefSeq and is a predicted model, not a curated record. Gene Ontology annotation, molecular function: hexose transmembrane transporter activity. Gene Ontology annotation, cellular component: membrane. The transcript has 25 exons.